UUUCUGUUCUCUGUGUCUCACGUAUACGUAAUCUGAGCGGAAUCCUCCGCAAGCUUCGCAAGGACCUUUACGUCCAGCCGCGACUGUCGUGAAAGCGAGGGGCACGCCUGACGGCAGCACUGUCGCAAACGCUCGCAAGGACAGGUAGGUAAGGAAGGCGGGGGGCGGGGGAGGUGGGUUGUUACUCAGGUAGAAGGGGCAGGUGGGGGGGUUGUGUGGGAAGGGUACCCAUUUCGCUCCCCCACGCCGUCUGCCUGCUGCGGGGAGGGACAAGCUGUGUAGCAAAGUUCCCUGCAAGAUAAAAAUUCAGAGCCAUUACUUGAAGCAGGUUCUGGGGUCUGUUACCUAUGCCUUUGGCGGAAGGGUGGGCGGUAGUCUGAGGGAGGGUCGCCCCCAGAAGAGUUUGCUGCUCCUUGAGGCUCCCCUCAGUCCCUGGUGCAUGAUAGCGCCCAGGCUGGUCGAGGUAGCUUAGAAAGCCCCUUCCUCUCUCCCUCCUCCUGGCAACAAAAAUGCCAUAAGAAUAGUUUAGAGCAGUGGUUCCCAAAUCUUUUUUGGGAUCGUUCCCUCACCAUACCCCAUAAAAAGCAUUAUUCAGAACAGCGGUUUGUACGGCCCACUAAGGAAGAUAGUGCAAUAAAAUUCAAAACAGUAACAAUUAAUUGCAUACUUAUUCAAAAUUCAAUUAAAUUCAUUCAACAAAAUCGAUGAACUUGAUUCAGUGAAACCAACUUUUCAAAGUCAGAUAGUCAUUUACACCUCCAGCACCGCCUGCUGCCCACUUUCCUCCUCUCCGGAGGUAACCCACCUUGGCAACCACUGGGUUGGUUAGAUGCACUAACCAUGUGCUGCCUGUUUCAACAGAGGCUAAACCAUCUCCUUUGAGUCUGCCCAAUGGUAGGGCUGGCCCUGCUCCCAGAUAUGCUAAACUUCUGGAAACUUUGAAGCUGGGUGUGUGGAUGUAGUCUGGGAAUAUUUUGAAGUCCGGGGGGAGGGGAAUUUUGGAGGGAAAUGAAUUGUUUUAAUACAUCUCAUUGGAUUUAAGCUUGCUUUAAAUAUAUGUGUGUUUCAGGUGUAUUUGGCAAGCUCACAGAUUUUACAGUUUGGUAUAUAACGGCUUAGGACUCAUUUACUUAAGGGAUCACCUUACCUACGUGCGACUUUGAUCUGCAAAACUUUAACUUCUACAAAUACCACACAGUGUUGGAUCCAAGUUUAUGAGUACAGUGGUACCUUGGGUUACAUACGCUUCAGGUUAUAUACGCUUCAGGUUACAGACUCUGCUAACCCAGAAUAGUACCUCGGGUUAAGAACUUUGCUUCAGGAUGAGAACAGAAAUCUUGUAGCGGCAGUGCAGCAGCAGCGGGAGGCCCCAUUAGCUAAAGUGGUGCUUCAGGUUGAGAACAGUUUCAGGUUAAGAACGGACCUCCAGAACGAAUUAAGUACUUAACCCGAGGUACCACUGUAGUUCCUUUAGAGUGGCAACACUCUAGCUUUAGCUGUGGAACUCCCCUCCUAUUGACAUGAGGCAGCAACAUUCACUAUAUUGUUUUAGGUGCCUCCUGAAAACUUUAUGCUUCAGUGGGCCCAUUCAGGCACAUGACUUGGAAACAUGUGUUUUAAAAUUUGAAUAUGUUUUGAUUUUAUUUUUAAUCAUAUUUCCUAGUGUUUGUCAUAUUGGGCUCCUUUGAGAGUAGAGGGGGAAAUAAAAGAAAUAGUGUAUCAGUUUACAGGGAGUUUAGAAAUAUGAUUGCAUUGAUUUUCUCCAGAUGGUAAUUGCAGCGUAUUCAGCAUUAGAGAGGGAGCAGUAUGGUGCUAUAACCAUUAAGUCCUUAAACGUAUCUUGGAUUUCUACCAGUUAUGGAAUUAUUAUUUUGAAACCAUCCCUAUUAUGGAUUUUGAAACCAAGUCUAUUAUCUAGACUUGGAAACCUCUCCUUAUUGUCAGCAUUUACCAGACACAAAAAACCUACAAUGAAUGUUCACAUCACAAGCAAUUUUUCUUCUUCAGACUGUUUCCAAAUCUCUGAGAAAUAAAAAAAAAUGCACACACAUGUUUGUUUGUGGGACACACUUUUGCCCAUUCCUAGCUGUGUUAAAAUCUUUGAUUUCUCCAUUGAUUUCUAUGGUCAGCUCUCGCUUCUGUCCCUAGGGACAUUUAAAAAUAGUUUCUCAAUGUGAACUCGGGGAGUGACCUAAUCGAACAGUGGAGUAGUUCUGUCUAUGUGUCUCUUCCUUUGUACUUCUCUAGCCACUCAGUUCCAUUCCCAGCCACCCAGUUUUCAUUUCUCCAGCCUCUUAGUCAGUGUUCCUUGCCACUGAGUAACCUAGGGACUGUGAAGGUUUUUCCCCAUUAAAGAUUUAUUGUAUCAUUGCAAACCUCAUAAUUACCCUGAGUCUGCUGGUGUCACCCCUGUUUUGGUGUGAGGGGGGGGGCUGUACUGCAGAGCUAGCACACAGCCCUGAGUGGGCUUUCACCCCCAUAAAGGUGUGGGCAGGUGCUGUGGCUAUACCCCUACUUCCUGCUCCUCAUUACUUGGUGCAGUGGUACAGUAAGUGAUGCUAGCUGACUUCACCUCUGGUAGCUCCUAGACGUUGCCAAGUGUCUUAUCCAUAUCCUCCACUUGAGGAUGUGUUAGGCGGUGUUUUUAAAAAAAGGAGAAAAGAGAGCAUAUUAAACUGGAAUAUUUUAUUUAUCCACCACUGCCACUUCAAAGAUGAAGGCAGUCGAUCAUCAGAUUAAUUUGUUCCUGCUUGAACAUGCUCACCUUAAAGCCUUUCUUCCCAGAACUUCCUGCUUCUCUCUCCCCUGGUCUAAUGUUCCCCCUAAGGAGGAUUUCUUCCUGAGUCACCUGGCUACUCUUCAGCUACACACCUAGCUAUGCACAUUUAGGAUCAUUUCUUUAUUGGUGUUUUUUCUCCCCCUCUCAGCCAUGCCACUUCUCGAUCUCCAGAACCAGCUGGGCAUUGAUGUUGACAGGUGGUUGCUCAUCGGGAGUUCCAAGCAGCCCCACAAGCAGGCCAGUUUGUGCUUUGCCUUUCAGAAGGAGUGGCUGGAGUGUUCUGAUGGCAUUGGAUCUGUAAGGGCAAAGAAGGAGUGCCAGCAGGAGAUGGAGGAUCUUGCUGAAUGUCUAAGCAAGAAAAAAAUGGUGAGUGGGAGACCUGAAGCAGGGACUCAGGGUCAGCAAGUGUGCAUCUGUGUCCAAGGAAGUAUUUGUCUGUUUGCUUUUCUUAUUGCUGGAGUAUCUGCAAAAGUUGACUGCCUCUUCCCAUGUGCUGCUUGAAAGAGAUGGUAUGGACAGUUUUGGGGAGAAUAGAAAUGUAAUAAGUUUGCUUUCCCUGGGCAGAAGUUAUUAGUAGGCAGCUCAUUUCAAAGGCAGAAUUCUCUUGUAUUCCCAUCCAUCCUUGAUGCCAUGCAGAGCUACCAUUUGUCUUCCCAACAUAAGGGGCAAAGGAAAGAGAAGCAGCUGUGCUUCCUUCUCACUGCAGUGAGAACAUUAGAGAGGUAGAGUAAUUCACAACUGUAGUUAGUGUGGGUGUAAUAAACUGAUUUGUAAUUGAGGUCCAAAGCAAGUGGUUGACUUGGGGUAAGGGAAUAGCCCUUACUCUAUAUGCUGCUAACUGCAAGCCGGCUCUGCGUUUUGUGCGCUAGUGUCAGGGAUCCAUUGGUUGACCCCCCAGGGGCAGGGCUGAUGUGUGAUGCUGCCUUGCAGUGUAGUCAGACCAAAUGGCCUGGUAAAUUCUGACUCAUGAAUUUUGCCAGUAUAUGGGACACCUUUUGAGAUGCUAUCAGGGUGGGGGAAGCAGGUGGCAUUCCAAAGUGUAAACUCCUGUUGGGUUUGUGGAUGUAAGCUGGGAGAAAAGUUAAAAUAUUUUGCAAGCUGCAGUUUGUUGCCAUCUUUCAAUGUAAUUGGCCCACCCCUUUGAAUGUUUUCAUCAUGCAACGGGAGUGAGGUAUUGCUGCUUCAGAGCAUCUCUCCUCUCCUCCUCACCUCCCCCAGCCCCAUCUGUUGUUAACAAAACUGCCCAUCCCUAACUGGGCUUUCCACAUCUCCAUAGCUGAGAGUGCAGCGUGAACAUCUUGGUCAGCUGUGCAGGCACCUCAGGAGUCUGGCAGACCAAGAUCAUUUUGUGGCAAGUAGAGAAUAGCAGGCCAUCUGGAGGGCAGCCAUGUGUGGGAGCCCAUCAAAGCCUUUCACUAGUAAGGUACCUCCUGGCUCUCACUCUGCACCUUGAUGCUGAAAGAUUCUGACACUUUGAUCUAAAGAACAGAACUGCAAGACUGAAAGUAGCAGAGUUGUCAGUCUAUUUGAACCCACUCUUAAAAAAAUCUUGUGUAUGUCCGUUUCCCCCCUUCUCUCCCCACCCUGAUCUGAGCUGGGCAGGUGCAACUUCUCACAAAGGAGUGGCAAAGCAGUCUCCUCUUUUGCACAAUUUUUAAAGGGAAAGGGGUUCCACAUUUUCCCUUGCAUCUGGUCACCCUCCAGUGAGUUAGAGCACAUUAAAGGGAGUGCUAAAUCUGAGACCUUCAGCAAUGGGAACAUGCUCCUUUACAAAUCCGUACGUGCUCUGACCUGCUGGAGAGGGCAAGAUUUAACUCAGAAGGUGACAUCCCAACUCUCUCUUCUGUUCCUUUGGCAGGUGAAGCGAAUGAUGGCGAUUCAUGCACAGAGGGAGAAGCUGAUAAAGGAGGGAAAAUACACCCCUCCUGACAACCAUUCUGGCAAAUUUGACCCCACACCUUGAACUUUUGCUGCUUACCCUGGAGGAAGCAGAGCAGGAGUCACUUCCCAGUCUCUCUUCCUUUUUUUUUUUUUUUUUUAAGAGUUCUAUCACUAAUGUAUCAACAACUUCUGGUUAGCGUGGAGACAAUUGACUUUAGUCAUUUUCCUUUAGCUGCCAACUGCUCCUCUCUUGUGUGUCUAGUGAAGUGGCAGACUGUUCCUGGCUUGAAUAAAACUGCCUCUUUGGGCCUUGAACAUUAA
Molecule: messenger RNA, 4981 nt
Organism: Podarcis lilfordi (Lilford's wall lizard)
Lineage: Eukaryota; Metazoa; Chordata; Lepidosauria; Squamata; Lacertidae
Source: the annotation of a GenBank genome assembly